Messenger RNA from Mytilinidion resinicola, 403 nucleotides. RefSeq lists its product as uncharacterized. The transcript has 3 exons. The record is from RefSeq and is a predicted model, not a curated record. The coding region runs from base 39 to 302 and encodes 87 amino acids. Lineage: Eukaryota; Fungi; Ascomycota; Dothideomycetes; Mytilinidiales; Mytilinidiaceae.
UCAAGGGCUUGGGGGAGCAAAGUUCACUACGCUGAAAGAUGGGAGCACCAACAGCUGGCGUACCUUUCAGGAGGUUGAUGUUACAGUGGGAUAAAGAGUAUCGACAGCGGGGGUGCUGUAUAAAAGAUGGAAAUUACAAUGUGUGGGUCAAUGAGGUUCUGUUGCAGUCACAACUAGAUAUAAUGGCAGCGGGGAGGCGACAUACGGUCUUCCUUUAUAGUGUUGCCCCUACCGCUCUCCUAUCUUCGGAUCGCAGGGCAGCGCGGCAUCAUGGACUACUCUGCACGCUGGAACGGAUUUAGUCGGCUGAGCAGGCGCGUGCCCAGGUGAGCAGUUAACCUUGCUGUGGAAAAAUGCUUCGAGGCCGCCUUCUCCACCGUAGUCGGGCAAAACGGCCUUAUCU